Molecule: messenger RNA, 807 nt
Organism: Eutrema salsugineum
Lineage: Eukaryota; Viridiplantae; Streptophyta; Magnoliopsida; Brassicales; Brassicaceae
Product: 40S ribosomal protein S11-3
Exons: 6
Coding region: 133-612 (159 amino acids)
Biological process (GO): translation
Cellular component (GO): ribosome; cytosolic small ribosomal subunit
Molecular function (GO): structural constituent of ribosome
Source: RefSeq, a predicted model, not a curated record
GAGAUCUUGGAAAUUAGGGUUUUGUCCGGAGCAUCAUUGCUUUGAGUUUUUCAGUCGCUGCCUUUCGCAACUCUUACACAUCCUUUGCCUCAAAUUCUUCAGCGGAGAGCAGCAGCAACCUAACCAGUAGCUAUGGCUGAGCAGACUGAGAAAGCUUUUCUUAAGCAACCCAAGGUUUUCCUUAGCUCGAAGAAAUCUGGGAAAGGCAAGAGGCCUGGAAAAGGUGGAAACCGUUUCUGGAAGAACAUUGGUUUGGGUUUCAAGACUCCUCGUGACGCCAUUGAAGGAAGUUACAUCGACGGGAAAUGUCCAUUCACUGGAACUGUUUCUAUUAGAGGUCGUAUCUUAGCUGGUACUUGCCACAGUGCCAAGAUGCAGAGAACCAUUAUCGUCCGCAGGAACUAUCUCCAUUUUGUGAAGAAGUAUCAAAGAUAUGAGAAGAGACAUUCUAAUAUCCCUGCCCAUGUCUCACCGUGCUUCCGUGUCAAAGAAGGUGAUCAUGUCAUCAUUGGCCAAUGCAGGCCUUUAUCUAAGACUGUGAGGUUCAAUGUGCUGAAGGUGAUCCCUGCAGGCGCAUCUGCCUUUGGAAAGAAGGCAUUCACUGGAAUGUAAGACUUUUCAAGUUUGGAGAAUUUUCGUUUGUUUGAUUUUGAUUUUUGAAUGUUUUGUUUGGUGAUCCCUUUUGUUGGAGACUUUGAUUACCACAGACUAAAUAGAGAUCUAUGUUCUUUCGUCAUCUGAAAUUACUACAUUCAACUGUUUUGUCUUUGGUAUCUCUAGAAAUCAUCUACUUUGUCUGUCUGAAAA